This is a messenger RNA of Anopheles funestus (African malaria mosquito), 7116 nucleotides long. It is a transcript of the gene snama, whose product is annotated as E3 ubiquitin-protein ligase RBBP6. Gene Ontology annotation, biological process: ubiquitin-dependent protein catabolic process; mRNA processing; protein ubiquitination. NCBI's taxonomy places the organism in Eukaryota, Metazoa, Arthropoda, Insecta, Diptera, Culicidae. The record is from RefSeq and is a predicted model, not a curated record. Gene Ontology annotation, cellular component: nucleus. The transcript is spliced from 11 exons. Gene Ontology annotation, molecular function: ubiquitin protein ligase activity; zinc ion binding; nucleic acid binding. The coding region runs from base 196 to 6564 and encodes 2122 amino acids.
CCACCGCUAGCUUUCAUUUUUUUUGUGGUAGAAAAUAGUCAGGCUUGUAAUCUUCGACGCGCUGUUUCGCGAAAUCGUCAAGGCAAAACAUGCAACAAAGCUCAGUAAAACGGUGAAUAAUUAGCAUUUUUAAAGUGAUAUUUUUUUCGCCAUUCACGUUUACGAUUGUGAUUUGUGCUUUUCCAUACGGUCAAAAUGUCGGUGCAUUACAAGUUUAAAAGCACCCUCGACUUCGACACUAUCACGUUCGAUGGGCUACACAUAUCGGUGGCAGAUCUGAAGAAAUCUAUCAUCCAGCAAAAGCGAUUGGGCAAAACGGUCGACUUCGAUCUGCAGAUUACUAAUGCCCAGACCAAGGAAGAGUACAAUGACGACAAUAUGCUGAUCCCGAAGAACACGUCCCUUACGAUUGCUCGAGUACCGGUAAAGUCGCAGGGGAAAAAGAAUUGGGAAAAAGCGGCACCGGAACCGAAUGCACCGGCACCGGUUCCGCGUGGUAAACAUGAUGCGGCCAGCUCGCAAACCAAUGUCGAUCUGUCGAUGAUGAAUGGCACAGAGGAGGACAAGAUUCGUGAGAUGAUGUUUCAAAGCACGGCUGAAUAUGAUCCUACCAACUACCAGAAAGUGCGUGGUACUCAAACGGGUGAAGUUCCAAUGAACUAUAAGUGCUACCGUUGCCACAAACCGGGCCACUGGAUAAAAAACUGUCCAAUGGGCCCGUUGCCAAAGGAGAACAUGGAGGUGAAGCGAACGUCCGGCAUACCGCGCUCGUUUAUAGAGCGCGAUAAGGAGGUGGGAAACAAUCCGGCCAUGCAACCGGUACAGAUGCCACCGGAAGAGAAGCAAGUCAUACCGGAAGAUCUGAUCUGUAGCAUCUGCAAGGAUUUGUUUACGGAUGCCGUUAUGAUACCGUGCUGCGGGAGUUCGUUUUGCGAUGAGUGUGUACGCACGGCGCUGCUCGAAUCGGAGGAUAACGAAUGUCCCGAUUGCAAGGAAAAAGGUUCCUCACCGGGAUCGUUGAUACCGAACCGAUUUCUGCGCACCUCCGUGAAUGCAUUCCGCAACGAAACGGGUUACACCAAAUCGAAAGCUACGGUAGGGAAGAAGCAAACAAAGCCGGAAGAAACACCGACGGUGGACAGUACUACUAGCGGAGGCUUAUCGUCCACGGUACCAUUCGGUGGUGCGGAAGGCGGUACACCUAUCGGUAGUUCCAUUUCCACCACCACUGAGAUGGUGGAAUCCUCUACCUACGAGGAGGACGGUGGACAUCGUAACGCGGAUAGCGAUCAACAGCAGCCACAGUUGUUUGACGAAAUUUCUCUGCAGGACGAUCUCGCUUCGCCACGGCAGGAAAGUAAAGAAUCUAUCGGAAUGGGGUCGGGUCCCGGGUUCGACAAUGAGUCGGACUAUGAGGACAACAUCACAGUUACCGUGCCGCCAGCUCAUCUGCAGAGUCGAGGUGCCUUCCGUGGACACUACAAUGGCGGUGGCCGACCGAUUCGGCAUGGGCGAACGCAUGGUCACGAUACGCCACCGAACGAACGGCAGCAAAUGAUGGUUAAUCAGCAAGCCGGUUACGGUACCGGUGGGAAUGGCAGUAAUGGAGGCCGCGGAAAUGAACAUAUGGACCGAGAGCGAGAUGACGAACAUCGGCGGCGCAUGCUGAUGGAGGAGAAGGAUGGCGACGGUUACGGGGCUGGUCCGACUGGGAUGAUGAACGAACGGGGCCGCGAGUACGACGAUCGAUCGCCGGAAUAUCUACAUGGUGGCAACGGUGGCGGUGGUGGUGGUGGUGGUGGUGGACGAGGAUUAAUGCCAAUCCCACAUAACCAUCCGCAGCACGUGCAACCCAUCGGAACGGCUAUGGGACAUCCAGGCGGUGUGUACAUGGGCCCUGGAAAUGGUGGAUACGGAGGUCACGUAGGACAUCAACCGUACGGCGGGGCUGGCGGCGGUGGCGUCGGCGCCGGCGGUGGUAACAAUGGUCCCGGAGGAGGAGGAUACGGAAUGCAGCAGGGAGGUGGUGGUUAUCCACCACAGCAAAGAUCGUACGAACAUCACGGUGGAAUGUAUCCUGGCGAUCGGCCACCUCGGAUGAUGUAUCCGAUGCGUGGUGGUGGAUUUAUGCCGCACCAUCCUCCCCAUUUAAGGCAACGUCCGAUGGGUCCAGGACCGAUGGGAGGCUACCAAAACGUACAUCCAUCAAUUGGUCCUGGCGUUAUCGACGAUCCGCUCGAAGCGUUCAAUAGAAUCAUGCGCGAGAAAGAGUUGCGCAAAAAGCAGGAACAACAGCAACAGCAACAAAUGCGUCGUAACCGUUCGCCUAUGGCUGACCGGGGACGCAGAUCGCGAUCAUUCGACAAUGGUGGUCGCGGUGGUGGACCACGCGGUACCUCGUCCGAUCGAAGACGCACAUCUCGCCAACGAUCUCCCGACAGGCGACGAUCGCCGGACGAUAAGCAUCCAGAUGAGCGCGAUCGUAUGCGUGAGCGUCGUCGUAACCGAUCCAGCUCGUAUAGUUCCGCUAGUUCACGAUCUUAUACAAGAUCAAAGUCACGUUCGCCGAUGAAACGAAACAAGUCUCCACGGAAACGUUCACGCAGUCCGGGCUACAGAGAUAGACGUAGCAGAAGCCGUUCUGGGUCAUUUGGUGGAAUGAGAUAUAGAGAUCGUCGAGAUGAUCGUCGUCCCGGAGAUUUCAACCGAGAUCGGUCACCUGGAUAUAAUCCCGGCUUUGGCUUCGGCAAUCGCCCACCUAGAGGCGGCGGCGGUCCAAGAGGUGGUCGUACACGAGGAAAUAGUCGAGACGUGGGUGGAAAUAUGCAACACUUUCCACCGCGGGGUUACGAUCGUCACCAACAGGGCCACCUGUUACCGAUGCCCGGUGGACGGCCAGAUGAUAUACCACCAGCCUUUCUGCACGGUCAGCAUAUGAAUGAUUAUCGCGACGGGCAUGGACCAGGCGGCCAACACGGUGCCGGCAUGAUGGGCAGCGGUGGAUUAGGCGGAGGGCCAGGACCCUCGAUGCAAACGGGUUUGGUGGCUUCCGCACAGUCAAACAGGUAUCCGGGACGAGACGAAAGAGAACGAAGCAUCGGUGGUAGCUAUGGAGGAGCUAAGCAGUCGGACUUUGGUGAUGGUGAAGGUGACCAUAUGGUGCAUCCACAUUCGAAAGGUGUAAGCGAACGUCAUCGAACGUCCAGCCGUCAUUCGUCGCCUAGCGGUGCACAUCUGCAAAACGUUGGGCAUGAUCCAGCGGAACGGGGCCGGGGGGAGCCGGGUGAAUGGUCUGAAUUUCCCGACGAACCUGCGUACUAUCUACAUCCAACACCGAGCCGCCAGCAAGACGAUCAUUUGGACCGCCAAAGUGCGGAACGCAAGAGUGGAGCCGGUAGUGCACGUGAUUCCGAUCACAGAAGCGUGGCCGACCAUCGGCCAUCGUCAAUCGGACCAGCGAGUAGCCAUGGUCGGGGUAGAUCACGUUCUCGUGACCGCAAGCGUCCCGGUACGGGCACCCAGGAAGGUUCUGAUCGAGAUGGGUCGGAUAGAAGAAAGUACCGAUCUAAGCGUUCGGAGUCUGCGGAAAGGCACGAAAAAUCGAAUGCCGCAAAUCGUGGCGCGCGUCCAACGGGUGAGCACGAGAAGGAAAAGCAGGACCGCAAACAACAUCCACACGCGGAAAAGGAGAAGCGAAACGAGAUGGAUCAACAUGGCCGGCGGGAUGAGCGAGAUCAUCAUCGUGAUCGCGGCAAGGAACGUACCGAGCAUGAUCGCGAACGGGAUCGUGACCGUCAGCGAGACCGGGACCGUGAUCGUGAGAAGGAAAAGGAGCGCAGCAACAAGGAAAAGGAGCGCGAGAUGGACCACGAGCGUGACCGAAGAAAGGAGAAGGAGCGUGAGAAGGAGAAGGAGAAAGAACGUGAGCGUGAAAAGGAACGCGACCGUGAGAAGGAGAAGGAACGCGAAAAGGAACGUGAAAAGGAAAGGCUGCGUGAUCGGGAAAAGGAUCGUGAAAAGGAUCGCGAAAAGGAUCGCGAAAAGGAUCGCGAAAGGGAAAAGGAUCGCGACAAGGAAAAGGAUCGCGAAAGGGAAAAGGAUCACGAAAAGGAAAAAGAUCGCGAGAAGGAAAAAGAAGCAAAGGAGCUGUCGAAGAAAAAGUCUCGUGAUUCAAGCGAAGAAGAUCGCCGCGAUCGGAAGAAAGAUCGGGAUAAGAAGAAGCGCAAAAAGGAAAAGGAAGUGGAAAAGCGUAAGCACAAGAAGGAACGGAAGGAGAAGGAUAAGGAGCGACGGUCGAAGGACAGGCGGAAGGAGCGGAAAACGGUUGAAAAGGAGGAACCGGACAGUUCACAGCAACCGGCCACACCAACGGUACGGGAUCGUGAUGAGGAUGCGUUGACGAAACCAACCGCCACGGAUUGUGAAGAAAAGAACGUGAAAAACAGUCAUGCCCGUGAUAGUCAGUCAAAUGAUGGAGACGAUCAGGAACGUCAAACAAGUGUAGCCAGCGAGGAUCCGAAGCAUGAUAGCGAUACCGGCGAUUCUGGUGCGGACGAUGAAGAUCAUAAUGAAACCGAACAGCUUCAUGAACAGCAGCAGUCACAGUUCGAUUUGGAGCAUAUGCACCAACAGCAACAGGAAGCCCACAUUGAUGGUCACGAUCAUGCUGAUCUGUACUCGGACAUACCGGAUAAGUAUGAAGCAGAUCAGCUAGAAUUGUGCGAGACUGGUCAAAAUGAUAAUGAGGAAGAAGUUAUGGAGGGUCUGGCGGACAGUACCGAGAGCCAGGAUGAUCUUACAAAGCUUGACACCACCGGUGACGGUGACAUGUUGAUGAAGCGGUCCGAUUCCUGUUUGGAUUUGCACGCCAAUAUCGACUACGAGCAGGAACUGGAUGAGAGCGACCAAACGAUAUCCCUACCGACGAAGGACGACAAUUCCGUGAUGCCCGAGCUUUCAAAGUGGGAGAUGGACGAGGAGGGCCAGAUUAAUUCGUCAACGGUUGAAAAACAGGACACAGCAUCGUUCGAAGAUCAGCUGGCUGAUGGCGAUAAGGACAGUCUACAGCUGGCCAGCGGUGGUAAGGUUACCAGCGAGGUACUGAAGCGAGCAGAAAAUGCAAUUUUCACGCGUGCCAUCAACGCGAUACGGCCGAUAGAGAUUAAAAAGAUUAGCAUCGAACGGCAAAAGCUUUACACGGCCGGAAAUAUGCCGCACGAUGAAUCACCGCCCAGGAUGAUGGAUAUGAAACAUUCGCCGGAAACCGAUGAACUAAAGCGAUUCCAGGUUACUGUACCGGUACACGACGACCGAGCGGAGCGAUCGGUGGAGAUAAAGCAAAAACUAGAGUUGAAAGUAGAAAAUCGUUCCUCACCGAUACGUACCUCUGUGAAAGAACGGUUGGGUUGCAAGGUGACGGAUAACACAUCGCACUUUGCCGGUUCACGUACACCGCCGACGAGUCGUAAAAUGAGUAGCGCCACAAACGAUAACAGCAGUCGAAUUAAGUCGUUCGCUGAUCGGCGUCGUGGUUCACCGCGAAGCCGAAGUCGGCCACGUGACGAAUCGGACGGUCGUAAACAAAUGGAUCGUAAUCGUUCUUCCGGUGGCAAACAGGAUGGCAACAAAAAGCAAUCCGGUCAAUCGAACAGGCGACCGGCUAGCGGUGGACGGGGUAACGAUGAUCGACUACAAUCGAUGCGCGAAAGGAAAGAUGACACCCGGCGGAACAGUCGGGAAAAGAGUGACAGCCGGAAAAACGAUCAGCAGCGUGUGCAGCGUGGUCGGAGUCGUGAACGCGAGAGGGAGAAGGAUCGGGACAAUCGUGAUCGAGGAGGCGGUGGACGGCGUGGUAAUAGCCGGGAUCGCAAACGAACCAUAUCACCACCCGCGAACUCAAAGAAAGCAGAAAGCUCCCGUAAGGAUGUCGAUGCGCAUCGAAACAAGCAUCAAACGCAGCGGGAAGAUGCAACGGGUCGUGUAACAUCAUCUAAGUCAAGCCACCGGGAUGACAGUGCAAACCCGAAAGCCCGCGACGCUGUUACAAUGGAUGAACGGGGCGUAACGGUGCCGAGUUCAACCACGGGAACGGCUGCCGGUAGUGAACGGUUAGCGACACGGGCGGAAAAAUCUCCCGCCGACCGAGCACCGUCGCGUAAAAGAUCCGCCGAACAUCUGCGAGAUCGUUCGACCGAACGGCGUGACGAUGUUGCCGCCAAACGGGACGAUACCGUUGCGAGCGGUGGUGCCGGGACGGCAAGCGGUAAGCGGACGAAGGUGGAAAAAAUGGCUGCAAAAUCAAACAAAAGUUCGAGCGACACGAGCAGUUCCGAUUCGGAUUCCUCAUCGUCCGACAGCAGCCCCGAAACGGAUGAUGCCGGCCCGACCGGUACCAGCAGCAAGAAGCGCAAAAAGCGAAAGCACAAGAAGGAACGCAAGCGUGCCAAACGUUCCGCUGCAACGACGGAAACGGACGACGAUUCCGGUGGUAAGCGUAAAAAGUCGAAAAAGAAAUCAAAAUCCUCUAAGAAGAAGAAAAAGUCAAGCAAACAUAAGAAGGACUAAGCAGUAGAAGUAUUUUGGCUGCGAAUAGUCAAGGUACGGCAUAGUUACGUACAUUCUUCCCUUUUAUGGAGACUUCUGGACUCUCGGACGGAAGACGAUUAGCUAGAUAGGGCGUCGUUUUACGAGAGAGAAAGAGAGAGAGAGCAGGAGAUCGUUUAAUACUGCACGUAUAGAGAAUUGCAUAAGCAUAGUUGCAUUUUUCUGGGCCAGUGUACGGGAAAGUUAUUAAUAGCAUAACAUUAUUAUGAAUAAUUUGGGUAGCAGUAGGUAAUUAUUAAUGCGCUAUUUCCGCUACCAGCAGCAGAAUAAUUGCGAGAGAUUGAACUAACAACAUUGGCAUCAGCAAUAGGGUUUAACAGAAAGCAAGGCUAAACAAUUAUGCAUCAUGGCUCUGUACAUUGUGGUAUUGUGGUAAACGACGAUCGCCGGAUUGAACAAUUGCUAGCGAAAGGGUUAAACUUUAGUGAAAAAAAAUCCGCACUUUGCGUACGACCCAGAGUGCAUAUGCCCCUCCCUUCCCAAUGUACGUAUUCCAUACUUUAUCGGCUAAAU